AAAUGAUAGAUUCUCAAACUAAUAGGACCCAAACUCUCCUGGCAAUUCCUGCAUUAUCCAGUUGCUGCAAAAUUCCAAGGAUAAAUACGCAGAGAACUCUUCCAGGAAAGGACCACAAACUCCUAACCCCAUCAAGAACCAAGCUAAUUUAUGAGAAGCUGCAGUUACUUCUACUUCUCCUAGUUACCAAUGGCAUUAUCUUCUGUUUCUUUGAGUUGGGUUUCUUCAACCUUAUCCCAAAAGUUAAACGCCCCUUGUUCAAAUGAAUUGCCUCGACCCAUUUUACUAGCUGGUAUCAACUCUGUUUCAGGCACUACAGAAGCAAACUUCAAUGAAGAAAGCAAUUGCAGGAGAAGACUGCUACUGUUGGGUGUUGGAGCUCUGGCAGCAAGUUUGCUCCCUGUAAAUCCCCUUUUUGCUGAAGAGGUACCAAAGAACUAUCGAGCUUUUUCUGACCCAAAAGAUGGAUAUUCAUAUUACUACCCCUCAGAUUGGAUAGAUUUUGAUUUCAGGGGGCAUGAUUCUGCAUUUAAGGACCGAGUCCUACAAUUGCAGAAUGUUAGAGUGAGAUUCAUACCGACUGAUAAAAAAGACAUUCAUGAUUUGGGACCGAUGGAACAGGUUAUUUCUGAUCUAGUAAAAAAUGUGUAUGCUGCGCCAAAUCAAAGGCCAACUAUAAUUGACAUGCAAGAGCGAUCAAUAGAUGGGAAAAACUAUUACACCUUUGAAUAUCAGCUUACAUCUCCAAAUUAUUCAAGUACUUCCUUUGCAACCAUAGCAAUAGGCAAUGGGAGAUAUUACACCCUGAUUGUGGGAGCAAAUGAAAGACGAUGGAAAAGAGUUCGCAACAAGCUUAAAGUGGUAGCAGACUCUUUCAAGAUGCUUGAUAUCUAAACUAGUCUAUAGACAGAACGAGAAAAACAAUGGCAUUGGUUGUAGAUACUUGGUAGAAAAGCCUCCUCAGCUGCCCUUCACCUUUCACAUCCAUUGGCAGUGAGACUAAUAUGUGUAUCUUUUGUGCUGCUAGCCAAGUACCAUGCAUUUCUUGGAAAUCACAUUACAUGGCUAGACGCUAACCUUGCUGGUGCAGUGCUUCAUUACUGCUGUCAAUAAUAACCUGCUAUGAUUUUGAUAA
This is a messenger RNA of Hevea brasiliensis (rubber tree), 1135 nucleotides long. Its product is annotated as photosynthetic NDH subunit of lumenal location 1, chloroplastic. Gene Ontology annotation, molecular function: calcium ion binding. Bases 190 to 894 code for a protein of 234 amino acids. Gene Ontology annotation, biological process: photosynthesis. The record is from RefSeq and is a predicted model, not a curated record. Gene Ontology annotation, cellular component: extrinsic component of membrane; photosystem II; photosystem II oxygen evolving complex. Lineage: Eukaryota; Viridiplantae; Streptophyta; Magnoliopsida; Malpighiales; Euphorbiaceae. The transcript is spliced from 8 exons.